CAACAGUUAGUCAGGCAACUCCGUAGCUUGCUAGACAAAAUAGACGAACCAAUAAAGCUCUUUCGACGGGUUCGCGUAGCCACUGUAUUUUAAACCCACUUCUGUCGUCUGGUUAGUUAUCCGAUUUAAUUUCAUAUUUACGGUGUUGUUAUUAGUCAGCUAGCGGGCUGGUUAAGUUAGCAUUAGCCUAGCUAGCUAACAUCUCUGACCAUGAGUUCACUAAGCUACUCUCCUCCUGUUAAAGAAGAGGUCUGCUGGACGGAGAAAGAGGAUCUUGUGAAAGAGGAAGAGGAAGAGGAGGAUGUUACAAUACAAAAACAAGUAGAGGGUGAGACUGUUACCGUGAAAGAAGAAGAGAAAGACGUUUCCGUUAAAGAAGAGGAAGACGCGUUCAGAGUGAAAGAGGAAGUUGCAGUAAAAGAAGAGGAGGAAGAGAAAGAGGAGGAUGCCGUGUUUGGAGUGAAGGAAGGAGAGAUGACUGUCACACAGAAAAAGGAGGAAGAAGAGGAGGAAACUGCAUAUCUGGGCCCGGUUUCCCUAACGCAUCUUAUUAAGGUGUCCGAUGGUUGUAAUGAUGAACUUAGCUGUAAAAUGGUUUUGAGAAACCGUUCCUCGAUUUACACUAAAGAGAGACAAGACUACCGUGGGUCCUCUGGGGAGCCCCAAUUACAUCAUGAAGCUGACGAGGCAGAGACGAGUCUCUCCACUUCAGAACAUCUCAAAUUCCAGCAGAGACCCACAGGAAUGAAACCUCACCACUGCUCUGUCUGCGGGAAUAGUUACGCAAGAUCAGAUUCACUAAAAGCACACCAGAGAAUUCACACUGGAGAGAAACCUUACAGCUGUUCUCAAUGUGGGAAGAGUUUUACUACAUCUAGCCGCCUGACUAUACACCAGAGAACACACACAGGAGAGAAACCUUUCCACUGCUCUGACUGUGGGAAGAGUUACUCAAGAUCAGAGUCACUAAAAGCACACCAGAGAAUUCACACUGGAGAGAAACCUUAUAGCUGUUAUCAAUGUGGGAAGGGUUUUACUACAUUGUGCAAGCUGACUAUACACCAGAGAACACACAUGGGAGAGAAAUCUUUCCACUGCACAGACUGUGGGAAGCGUUUUCUGAUAUCAGGACAUUUAAAAUCACACCAGAGAAUACACACAGGAGAGAAGCCUUAUAGCUGUGAUCAAUGUGGGAAGAAUUUUAGUCACUUAAGCAGCCUGAUAGUUCACCAGAGAACACACACAGGAGAGAAACCUUAUAGCUGUGAUCAAUGUGGGAAGAGUUUUACUCAGUCUAGUCAGCUGACUAGGCACCAGAGAACACACACAGGAGAGAAAUAUUUUAGCUGUGAUCAAUGUGGGAAGACUUUUACUGAGCCUGGUAACUUGACUAAGCAUCAGAGAACACACACAGGAGAUAAACCAUAUAGCUGUGAUCAAUGUGGGAAGAGAUUUACUGAGUCUGGUAACUUGACUAAGCACCAGAGAAGACACACAGGAGAGAAGUCACAUAGUUGUGAUCAAUGUGACAAGAGAUACUCUGAUAAUCGAUCUCUUAUUAAACAUCAGAAAAUACAUGAAGGAGUUGUUUCAUGAUAUCAAUGAAAUAAUGUUACAAUGUAGAAUGUUUUAACAUUGUAGUAGGAGUAUUUUAAUGAUGUCACAAUGUAGAAUGUUUUAACAUUGUAGUAGGAGUAUCUUAAUGAUGUCACAGUGUAGAACCCUAAA
Messenger RNA from Oncorhynchus masou masou (cherry salmon), 1728 nucleotides. RefSeq names its product zinc finger protein 664-like. The transcript is spliced from 2 exons. Bases 211 to 1596 code for a protein of 461 amino acids. NCBI's taxonomy places the organism in Eukaryota, Metazoa, Chordata, Actinopteri, Salmoniformes, Salmonidae. The record is from RefSeq and is a predicted model, not a curated record.